Messenger RNA from Hyaloperonospora brassicae, 1152 nucleotides. The record is from the annotation of a GenBank genome assembly. NCBI's taxonomy places the organism in Eukaryota, Oomycota, Peronosporomycetes, Peronosporales, Peronosporaceae.
AUGUCGGACAAAACACCACGUCGCACGUCGCUGCACGUUGAAGCGCAUGGCGGCCGUCUGUGGCUCCACGGCCGCCCGUUCGUCAUCAAAGGCGCGAGUUACUUUGGCAUGGAGAGCGACAUUGGCGUGCCGCAUGGACUCUGGGGCGGUCCGCAGUCCACGACGAUCGCAAACGUCGCGCAACUGCUGCGGUCGCACCGCUUCAAUGUCCUGCGCGUCCCUUUUGCAGUCGCAGCCGUUGCAACAAACAGUGCCAUCGAUCGGUCGAAACUAUGCAACGAAACGGCUCUUCUGGAGGCGUUCCACGGACGCGACGCACUGCGGUACUUGGACGUUCUGGAUCACGUCGUGCACGAGUGUGCGCGGCACGAGCUCCUGGUGCUCCUCGAUGCGCACGUGAUGCAGCUUGGGGCUGCCAUAUCGGACUUGUGGUACAAUGACAGUCAAGAGUGCUCACAGGAUCUGGUCGAGCAGGUCUGGACCACGCUGGCAACGAGGUAUGCGAACCAGUGGAACGUGCUGGGGGCGGACUUGAACAAUGAACCACAUGGAGACGCCACGUGGGGCACACACGACGUUGCGACAGACUGGAGACUUGCGGCCAUGAAGUUGGCCGACGCCGUCUUGACAGUGUGUCCUCAAUGGCUCAUCUUUGUGCAAGGAGUACAGACAACAGGUUGUGACUCGGCGGAGACACACGAGAUGCCGUGUUUCUGGGGAGAGAAUUUCCAGGCUGCAGCGCUGCAUCCUGUACAGCUUCGCGUGGCGAAUCGGCUCGUGUAUUGUCCGCAUACGUACGGCCCAGCAGUGUCGUGGCAGCCGUAUUUUGGCGCCGCGGACUUUCCAGAGAAUAUGCCGUCGGUGUGGGAUCGCCACUUUGGGUUCUUGAAGCAGCAGUCGGAUGUGCCGCUAGUGAUCGGGGAAUGGGGAGGGUGUUGUGAGAAUGCAAAAGACUGGACGUGGCAAAAGCGCUUUGUCAAGUACUUGCACGACAGUGGCGUCAGCGGUGUGGUGUACUGGUGUGUGAAUCCCAACGGCAGUGACACGGAUGGACUCUUGUGCGCGGACUGGCGUUCACCCAACACUAGAGCUUUUGAGCUGCUGUCACGCUUUACUGGGACCCCGUUGCCACCUUCUCAUUGUACAACGUGA